AAUAGCAGCACUGAGUAACACUGGGCAGCACUGAGCAACAUUUUCCUUCCUAGAGGCUGAUAUACAAAUCUAAAGUCAUUCAAUUAUGGCUUCGUUUAAGAAAACAAAUACUAAAAUCUAUGCUAAAGUUAAAGGUGAACUUACAGAGGAUAAUAUUUAUUGGAAGAAAUAUUCGCCACCAAUUUUACUUAAAGAAUAUGGUCCAAUUGAUUACAUUGACUUUUCACCAAUUGAACCUCAUUAUUUUGCGGUCACAUGUUCAGUUCGAGUUCAAAUUUACAACCCAAUAACUAAGCUUGUGGAAAAAAAUCUAAACAAAUUUCAAGAAGCAGCCUACGGAGGAUCAUUUCGUCCCGAUGGAAAGCUUAUUUGUGCUGGUGGACAAGAGGCAGUCAUUAGACUUUUCGAUGUUCAUAACAGAAGUCUUCUACGAUUAUUUUCUGGUCACACAGCCGCUGUUCAUAGAGUUUUUUUCACAGCAGAUGGACAUCAUUUAGCAUCUUUUUCUGAUGACAAAACUACAGCAUUAUGGGAUAUACCAACGGAAAAGCAAUUAAUAACUUAUGCUGAUCAUACGGAUUACAUCAGAGCGGGUGCCAUUAGUCCAAUUUCUCCAGAUAUCUUUGUCUCUGGAAGUUAUGACAAAACUAUCAAAAUGUAUGACACAAGAACUAAUAAAAGUACAUUAAGUGUCAAUCAUGAAGCUCCAGUGGAAAGUGUUAUAUUUUUGCCAUCGGGUGGAAUAUUUAUUUCAGCCGGAGGCACAGAAAUGAGAGUAUGGGAUGCUCUAACAGGAGGUAGACUUUUAGCAAAAGUCUCUCAUCAUCAUAAAACUAUAACCUGUCUCACAACAGCAUCUAAUGGACACAGAAUAUUAUCAGGAUCUCUAGAUAGGCACGUCCAAAUUUAUGACGUUUCAACUUACCAACGAAUCCACACAUUAGAUUAUCCGAACUCAAUUCUUAGUAUAGGCAUCAGUAAAAAUGAUGAAACGAUCGUUACUGGAAUGGUUGAUGGUAUGAUUUCGGUGAGAAGAAGAGAAGAUGAUACAACAGCUGCUCCAAAAAUUAAAAGGAAAAAUAAGUUCUUUAGGCGAACAGGACCCAAUUUGCCUUCGAUUGAUGUGGUUGUUCCUAGUGAGAAGAAGGAAUUAAUGUCGAAAUAUGAUGCAUGUCUAAGAAAAUUUCAAUAUUCCAAAGCUCUCGAUUGCGUGAUGGUUACUUAUGUGGUGAACAAAUUACCUCACGUAACAGUAGCUGUUCUUCAGGAACUUACACGACGGCAAGGCUUACAACAAUCUUUGGCAGGCAGAGAUAGCAAAUCUUUGGUUAAUAUUUUGAAGUUUCUUAUCAAGUAUCUUGGAACUCCUCGAUUUAGUCGAAUUUUACUUCAUGUUACUCAAGUCUUGAUAGAUAUUUAUGAAGAUAAUAUUGAUGAACUUGAUCCAGAAGUAAUAAAAUUACUCACAAUAUUGGAAGAAAAAUUGAGAGAAGAACAAGAAUUGAUAACGUCAAUGACAGAACUUCAAGGCAUACUAUACAUGUUGUUAUCUGGAGCAGAAUCUAAAAUUGAAUCUGUGAUUGCAAAAGAAUCGCAAACCCUAGAGCCGUCCAGUGCAGCUCAGAAGAAUUUAAUAUUAAGUAUUUCUUAAUAAAAAAAAAUUUGUAAAUAUUUUUUAAAAUAUAUUUAAUAGUAUCAAAUA
This is a messenger RNA of Chelonus insularis, 1702 nucleotides long. RefSeq names its product U3 small nucleolar RNA-associated protein 15 homolog. The record is from RefSeq and is a predicted model, not a curated record. NCBI's taxonomy places the organism in Eukaryota, Metazoa, Arthropoda, Insecta, Hymenoptera, Braconidae. Gene Ontology annotation, molecular function: protein binding. The coding region runs from base 86 to 1651 and encodes 521 amino acids. Gene Ontology annotation, biological process: positive regulation of transcription by RNA polymerase I; rRNA processing. Gene Ontology annotation, cellular component: nucleolus. The transcript is spliced from 5 exons.